Dibothriocephalus latus is the source of this 186-nucleotide messenger RNA. NCBI's taxonomy places the organism in Eukaryota, Metazoa, Platyhelminthes, Cestoda, Diphyllobothriidea, Diphyllobothriidae. The record is from the annotation of a GenBank genome assembly.
GAACUUUGGCCGUUGCUGCUGCUGCUGCUGCGUCGAAGAACGACUGUUUCUCUCGCUCUCUCUCGCUCUCAGUCGUUCAAUGUUGUUAGUGGUGGUGGUGGUGGUGAAAUCUGCAGUCGCCUUCACCUGGUGGUUACCCGGGCCAAUCACUGCGCCCCAGAGCCAGAAAAGUACUUUGAGUACUAG